AUGGCAGACCAACAGAAGCUGCGCGUCGCCAUCAUUGGCGCUGGCCCAGCGGGCUUGGGGGCGGCCAUUGAAUUUGGGAAGCUGCCUUUUGUCGAUUUCAGAAUUUAUGACCAGGCCACCGUUCUACGCGAGGUCGGGACAGGUAUAAGCAUCCAGCCAAACACAUGGCGCAUGUUGGAUGUGAUGGACGCAUCGCGCAAUAUCAGUCCUGACGAGAUCUUUCGCCCUGCCGAUCACCACUCUGUGCAACACCGCAAGUAUUCCGAGUCAUCUACAUGCACGCGCGUUUCGUUCGGUUCUACAAAAGGCACUUUUGUCAAAUAUAGAUCAAUCGCGCCUCCGGCUAUCCUCUCGGUUGUCAGGGCUUUCGCCUUUCCCGAGCACAAGAUCUCAUAUAUAGGCAGGACGGCGUAUCGGGGAAUCGUCCCAACAGCGGAAAUCCUCAGUAUCCCAAAUUUCCCAGAUGGGGUGACUUUCUGGCACGGGCCCACAGACUGGGUAUACACCUGCAAUCUGAAUGGAGGCAACUAUGAAAUCACAGUCAAUGCCAAAGAGUCUGCAGAUGUUGCCCGGGUGAGCUGGGGCGAGAAAGCAACCCUGGAGGAAUUUCAAAGACCGUGGAAAGACUUCGGACCUACUGUUCAGGCGGUUAUCAACAAAGUUACCGAUGUGCAGAAAUUCGCCCUGUUUGCUGGUCCCCGUCUUAGCUCCGUCGUAGCCCGCGGUGCUGUUGCUCUGGUUGGGGAUGCAUCUCAUCCAUUAUCCGGGGCAUUCGGAAAUGGUGCUGGGUUCGCUCUUGAGGAUAGCUACGCUUUAGCACAGUCGGUCGCCUGGGCACACCGACGCGGGCAUACUUUGAAAGACGGCCUUACUUUGUACGACUGCGUACGAUCGCCGCAUUACGAGGAAAUGUAUAAAAUCUUGGACGCGUUCGCGGCAUCGGACGCCAUCCUGAAUGAAAAGGACUUUUCGUUUGACGAAGCCGUCGCACAUACCAUUCGCGGUAAAUGGGGCGCGGAGCACUUUUGGCUCUACGAGUAUGAUAUUCAAGACGUGUGGAAGAAGGCUGCUGAGGCAGAGGAUGGCCGUCGCGUGGCGUUGGAUACGAGCCAUCGUGAAAGCAUUACAGUCAAGUUUGCAUCGUAA
Talaromyces atroroseus is the source of this 1146-nucleotide messenger RNA. RefSeq lists its product as hypothetical. The record is from RefSeq and is a predicted model, not a curated record. The transcript has 9 exons. The coding region runs from base 1 to 1146 and encodes 381 amino acids. Lineage: Eukaryota; Fungi; Ascomycota; Eurotiomycetes; Eurotiales; Trichocomaceae. Gene Ontology annotation, biological process: secondary metabolite biosynthetic process.